GGCCCUCCCGCAGGAUCGUUCCACCGCGGCGGGAGGAAUUAUCGGUUUUAUUGAAGAAAGGCCCCAAAAUGGCGCGUUCGGCACGUGCCAGAGGGGAGGCGGGGGGGGGGCUCUCCUUGUUUGCCGUGGAUGGAACCCCAGAAAAAUCCCCAGAAAACGCCGCAGGGCGCGCGUCGGGGAGGCGUGGUACAAUGCGGGUGGUGCUUAGCUGGGCGUGUCCCCGUUCAGGGGCGUGGCCUCGUGGGAGGCGGGGCCUGUUGGCCGAAGCGGCGGCGGCGCGGGACGCGCGAGAAUGUCUUCGGGCCGCCCCGCAGCUCCGUCCCCUCCCCCGGGGGGGCUCCCCGGGCCGCCCCCCCCCCGCCGCCGCCGCUGCCGGGGUCCCCCCGCCCCAGGCCCUGCCCCGUGUCCCCCCGCCUCCGCCGCCGCCGCCGUUGGCAGCAAUGACGUGUUCGUGACGUCACGCUCGGAUUUCCGGGCGCAGCUGCGGCGCUGCCAGCGGCUCCUGGCGCCGGGGGGGGGUCCCGGGGGCGGCCCCGGUGCUCCCGGGGAGCUGCGGCUGCACGGGCUGGGCCUGGCCGUGCCCCGCACCAUCAACCUGGCGCUGCAGCUGCAGGCGGGCGCGGGGGGGACCCUGCGGCUCCACGCCAGCACCUCCUCCGUGCCCCUGCGGCCUCCUCGCCACCGCCGGGGAGACGGCGACCAGGACGGGGAGGGGGUCGAGGACGGGGACCCCCCCCGGCACAACUCGGCCAUUCACAUCCGGCUGUGCAGGGAGGCCCCCUGUGCCUGAGCGGGGCUGCUCCUGCCCUGGGGGGGCUCCCCGAGAGGCUCGAGUUCACUCCCAGAGUCCCCAAAAUGCGGGGGGGGAGGGCUCCCUCGGUGUCCUGGCCUCUCCAUCACCUACAUGGGGACACCCCAAAACUCCCCCCGGGAGUCCCCCCAGGGCUGUCACAGCCACAGAAAGUCUUGGGGACACCCCAGGGGCACCACAGUCGUCGUCAUCAUCUACCCGCCCCCCCCCCCCAAAGGGCCCCUGGGGCCACUGGGAUGCGGCAAGGAUUUGGGGACACUGAGAUGCCACACUGAGAGUUCGAAGCCAGCACGAGUCACCGGUAGCCUUGGGGACGACAUGACCUGGAGCCUGGAUGCUCUGGGGACACCGGACAAUGCCACCAGUGGCUCGAGGGCCAUCUAGCUGCCACCAACGGGUCAAGACCGCCGUGAGCUGAGGCCACCACGAUGUCCCCGAGCCCCUCGAUGUCACCCUGAGCCCCCCCCCCCUCCGCAGCAGCCUCGGGGAAUUUGGGGGGGACAGAGUGAUGCGACACCCAAAUAAAGCCGGUGGCAGCAGCA
Cinclus cinclus is the source of this 1353-nucleotide messenger RNA. RefSeq names its product POP7 homolog, ribonuclease P/MRP subunit (gene POP7). Gene Ontology annotation, molecular function: nucleic acid binding. Lineage: Eukaryota; Metazoa; Chordata; Aves; Passeriformes; Cinclidae. Gene Ontology annotation, biological process: tRNA 5'-leader removal. Gene Ontology annotation, cellular component: nucleolar ribonuclease P complex; nucleus; ribonuclease MRP complex. Bases 293 to 790 code for a protein of 165 amino acids. The transcript has 2 exons. The record is from RefSeq and is a predicted model, not a curated record.